Messenger RNA from Dromiciops gliroides (monito del monte), 1827 nucleotides. It is a transcript of the gene MIF4GD, whose product is annotated as MIF4G domain containing. Lineage: Eukaryota; Metazoa; Chordata; Mammalia; Microbiotheria; Microbiotheriidae. Gene Ontology annotation, molecular function: translation activator activity; RNA binding; protein binding. The record is from RefSeq and is a predicted model, not a curated record. Gene Ontology annotation, biological process: regulation of translational initiation. The transcript is spliced from 6 exons. Gene Ontology annotation, cellular component: cytosol. The coding region runs from base 219 to 887 and encodes 222 amino acids.
UAGGUCCGCGGAGCUCUCCGGGCGCGUUCGGAAAUGACCUAACCGGAGAGGCUGGGUCAAGCUGGGUGCUGGCUGCAGCCCCGGGCCGCCGAGGGAGCGCACCAUGUCCUUGCUGAUCCACCGUCCGCGGGUUGUGGGAAGAUAGGGACGGCCUCGUCCCGGCAGGUACUGCCAACUAAUUCUGCCCCUCAGCUGCUCCUGGGCUGGGCUGGGAAGUCAUGGGUGAGCCAGGCCAUGAAGAGUAUGAAAUCCAGGCCUUUGAUGCUGAGACCCAGAGGUUAUUGAAGACUGCCCUCAAAGAACCUGGUGCUGUGGAUUUGGAGAAAGUGGCCAAUGUGAUUGUGGACCAAUCCCUGAAAGACUGUAUGUUCAGCAAGGAAGCCGGACGCAUUUGCUACACCAUCAUUCAGGCAGAGAGCAAGCAAGCCAGCCAGAGCAUCUUCCGUCGGAGCCUCCUCAAUCGGCUGCAGCAGGAGUACCAGGCCCGGGAGCUGCUCCGGGCCCGAUCCCUGCAGGGCUGGGUCUGCUAUGUCACUUUCAUCUGCAACAUCUUUGACUACCUGAGGGUGAACAACAUGCCUAUGAUGGCAUUGGUCAACCCUGUCUAUGACUGCCUUUUCCGACUGGCACAGCCUGACAGCCUGCACAAGGAGGAGGAGGUGGACUGCCUGGUGUUACAACUGCACCGCAUUGGAGAGCAGCUGGAGAAAAUGAACGGGCAGAGGAUGGAUGAGCUGUUUGGUCUGCUGCGCGACGGCUUCCUGCUCCAGGAUGGGCUCAGCUCCCUGUCCCAGCUCUUACUGCUGGAGCUGAUUGAAUUCCGGGCUGCUGGCUGGAGGACCACACCUGCUGCCCAGAGAUAUUAUUACAGUGAGGUUUCAGACUAGGCCGGCCCGACCUCAGGCCCACUCACCAGCACCUUCUAGAAGGUUUCUAUCUACACAUGUCCCUCUCACCAAGACAAAGCCCCAGGUUCAGGCGUGGCCCCAGUGUGAUCUGCCUCCUCUGAGGGGUUUUCUCCAGCCCCAAGCUUUGGGCUUACAGUAGUCCUGCCCUCAGCAACCUUCUGCUCUUUAACUUGUCCAGGGUGGGAGGGGAAGCUGAGCACACUGGCCUGCUUUACUGUACUCCAACUACAGAGGAGCAUGGGUGUAAGGGCCUGAAGGAAGCUCAACCCCCUCAUUUUACAGAUAAGAAAACUGAUUUACCCAGGGUGCUCAUAGAUAGUUUAAGUGUCUGACAGCGUUCAAACCCACGUCUUCCAAAUUCCAAGUCCAAUGCACUAUCUACAACACCCUACUGCCUCAACUAAGUGAUCCAUAGGAUGUUCCCCACAACCCAUAGUGGGGAAUGGGGUGGUGAAGGACAACACUACCAAGCUCGCACUGUGUAACCAUCAGUGCAUCUUCUCCCUUGGUGCCUCAGUUUCCUGAUCUGUAAAAUGAUGAGCUGGUGGUUAGGAGGAUGCUUUGAAAUCUUCAGAGGAUGAUAAAAGGAAGAGGGAAUUUAAGAGUCAGAUAAUAGAACUGCAGCCAGGUCUUUGAACCACCUGCAUGAAAGGGAGGCUUCCAAAGCAAAGAGGCUGUGCUAGGUAAAGAGGCCCAGGCAACCAGGGCACAAGUACUGCCAGAAACUGAGGGUUUGUUUUUUAUAAUUUUUUGUACAAAAAUGACUUGGGAAAUGAGGGUAUUUUAUCCAGACAAGUUUUAAUAAGCUGCUGACCAAAACACUGGUUCAGUGUGGGAUUUCAAAAUAUAUAUACAUUUAUUGAAGUAAUUUAUUACAAACCAGCAUAGGACUUUUCUAGUAAACCUUUUCUAAAGUGAA